Messenger RNA from Cladocopium goreaui, 2343 nucleotides. The record is from the annotation of a GenBank genome assembly. NCBI's taxonomy places the organism in Eukaryota, Dinophyceae, Suessiales, Symbiodiniaceae.
AUGACUGAGCUGAUGGGAGCAACGGCUGUGGAACUUCAACAGACCGCAGCAGCUCAACCAGUGCUGCCCGGGGCAUCGGAGCUUCCAGUUGAUGUGGAUGACGACUCGCCCGCAGCUCUUCAGACGAGAAGGUGGUAUGACCGAGAAUGUGGGUGUCAAGCAUCUUGUGUCAGAAGGUUUGCUGAUGACCCUGCCUUGACAGCGUCAGUUGAAAAAUUUCAAAGCCACAGCAAGUCCAUGGGCACCCAGGAACGUAGGACAUACAUGUUCAACAUCCUGAGGGGCAUGGUGCAAAAAGAUGGCGGCCUACGCUCCCAUGUCCAGAAUUACAAGUUCUUGGGCCAGGGUGUUUGCGCUUCAGCUUUCUACAUCCUGGCUGGGUCAUCCAAGACAAUGGUGAGCAAGCUGGUGGAUUCUUUGCUUGCUGGUGCAGAAGUUCCAGCUGAUGAUGGAAGAUCUCAUAGGAAGGAGCGGCAGAAACCUUGCUUUGAGAUUGUGAAUGCCUUCUUUCAUUGGGUUUACCAGCACAUGGCUGAGCCCUUAGCGGAAGGACUGGCCGACGAUGUGCCUGAAGAGAUGGAUGACCCGACAGCUGCUGAACUCGAAUUGCAGGCUUCAUCCAAGCAUUUCGAUCCUUACCAAGAAUGGAUCUGUUCUGGCAAUCCAUUUGUGGCCCAAGGCAUCCCACAGGAAGAGAGGGAGCAAAGGUGGCUUCAUCCCAUGUCCAUUGCCGACCUUUACCAGCAGUUCUUGUACAUGUACGCAGACCACCCUGAGAAGACAACUGUCAGCUCGACUGUUUUCUACUUGUGCUGGAAGAAGAACUGGCAGGGCACGUUGAGAAUUCGCAGAAAGACCCAGCAUGCGAAAUGUGAUGUUUGCAUCCGCUUCAAGAAGUAUCGAAAACAGGCAGCCUCAGAAUCCCAGAAGUCCACUGUGAAUGCUGGCUACAACGCACAUUUGCGCUCAGUCUUCCGUGACCGGCAGCUGGGCACUUCUAUGGCGGUCCACAGUGAGAUGUCCAUGGCGAACAUGGACAUGGGGAAGCAGUGGGAAGCAGCUUGGAGACCGGAGCUCCUCAACACGUUGGUGUUGUGCCAUGGUGUCGCUGACUUGUUCUAUGUGGCCAGCUGCGACCAAAGGAAGGACAGCAACCAUCAGCUGACAGUGCUGAGCCAUGCUUUGAAGGCAAUCGCAGACAUCGUGGCAGAGAAGAGUUUGCCCAUGCCUGGCCAUGUCUGCAUUCAGCAGGACAAUACCACCAGAGAGGGGCGGAAUCAGUGGACGAUGCUAUGGGGGGCCCAUUUGGUGGCAUCAGGGCUGAUGUCGAGUGUGACGUUUGCCUUCUAUCAGGUAGGACACACGCACAACGAGUGCGAUCAAGCAUUUGCAAGGGUGGCCCACACCUUUAACACAGCAGAUCGCCCAUUGGAAUCUCCUGAGGAUUUCCAAGCUGAGAUUUGCAACCGCUAUGACUGCGAGCCUUCAGAUCAGAGACCUGAGGAUGUGAUCAUGCUGGCAAAGCAGUACAUGAACAGCGAGAGCCUUUGCCAACAUCCCAUCUUGAUCUUGCCAGCUAAGCAGCUGGAUCAGCUGGAAGCCGCUUCACCGCUUGAACCUAUGCCCCGGAAAGCGUUGAGCCAGACUCAAAUCAAGGAGUUCCAGAAGACUGCAACGUUGUGUGCCUCCCCGCCAGUGGGCAUGAUCCGAGCCAGCCAGUACUUGCAGUCAUUGUGCCACAAUUCCAUGGUAAAGGCCAAAGCCGUUCCACCACCAAUGAGUUUUUACCAGAUGCACACCGUGGAGGACCGCCUAGCAUCAGCAAACCAGGCCGAAAUGGAUCCCAAAAAUGUGAUAGCGCAGUUCGCGCCCAAGAAGAUUUCAGUGGCAAUGGAGACCCCGUCUUUCCCAGCCGAGAACGCAGCAAUUCAAGCCGAUGGUUUGCCUCCGGCUGCGGACGAUGAAGACGUCUUGCUGAGUGAUCUUUUGGCGUCUGCUGGUGGCUCUGGUGAUGUGGGUGCUGGGCGUGGACAGGGGCGUGGCAAAGGCCGUGGAAGAGGCUGUGGCGUUGCAAAAGCCAAAGCCAGUGCCAAGAGCACAGCGAAGGCCAAGGCCAAGCCAAGUCCAAAGGCUAGAGCCGCCCCAGUGCCAGACGAUGCAGCAAGCACCAGUAGUUACAAAGCGGGCGAAUUCAAUGUCAAGCGGGUUGCUUAUGUGAAGCAGAAGCGCCAAGAAGGAAUGAUGGCAGCAGAAGCCCAACAAGCCUGGAUGCAAAGUGAUGAGAGGCUUGACCUGGUGAGCAGCCUGCCCUUUUCACAGCAGAAGCGCCGCAGGUUUUGCUGA